AUGUCAGAAUCUCAUUCCCCGUCUCGUCGAACAGCACAGCUUGAAUCUGCGCGCCUCUCUUAUCCUCCCCCGGGAUCAUCUCAGAGACAGGAUAGCCUGACUCAACCGCCGACUCUACCAUCGUUGUACGAUCCGCGGUCUACGUCGGGAGCGCAUGCUCUUCCCCUACAGCGGCCACUUUAUCCCGGAGAACCCCAGCACAGGGGUCAAGGACUCCAUUACCAACCCGGACGUGCUCACGAGCACCAAUCUUACCCUCAUGCCAUGCCGCAUAACUACGGUUAUGGCUAUCAGAACGCCGGCCUGCCCCCUUAUGCUGGAGUCCAGCAUGGAGGCCCGAUGGUGCAGCAAGGCGCAAUGAUUGCACCACCACCGUCAAGACCGACGAAGCCAGCCAGACGCACGAAAGCGCACGUUGCGUCAGCUUGUGUUAAUUGCAAGAAGGCACAUCUCAGCUGCGACGUCCAACGCCCAUGUGGCCGUUGCGUCGCUUCUGGAAAGCAGCUCAUAGGAGCGCCACCUACCUCCGAACCUCACGCUCAUCAAGCGCCUUAUCCAGUAUCUCAGCAAUAUCGAUCCUUCGAACCUCAACGAAGUCUGGAGAGUACUGCGCACCAGAAGGAGCUCCAUUCAGCUGCGUCUGCGCCCCGGGACGCCCCCAACAGCGUGGGUGACUACAGCGGAGUGCAGGCACCUCCCUACGGUGUGGGACCGAAUUUGGCGUACCAAAAGCUGCCUGUCGUUUACCUAAAUUUGGACUUGGUGAUACAAAAAGCAAACCAGGCUUUCGCGGACCUCGUAUCGUUCCUCGGAGACAUCAGGGGCAAGCAUCUUGGCGAGCUUCUGGAAGCGCGGCAGAACGAGAGCAUGCAGAAGCUGCGAAACGACUUGCGCGAUGAGCGUGAUGAACGUGAGCCGACGUACAUGGCGCCCAUCACCCCGGUCGGACAAGAUCCCAUGCGCGCGGUGAUGGACUCGAUCGUAGAUCAGGACAUUGACCAUGUUACCCAGGGGUACACGAACCGGCCCAUGUACCUCAGCUUUCGUCUGCCGACGAGUGGACAGUACCAGUCGCUGUCGGUCCAGAUCCGGCUUGCCAGGACGUCUCUGUACUUCGUAACGCUCGUCGUGUGCUCACCACCGCGCCACGCAGGACCGACUCUUCUAACGCAGCAGUUAGCGCCAUCAGCAUCGCGACAUACCUCUCAGACCAUGUCUGCACCGACAGCAGUCUCGCAAUUCACGCCGCAUCAAGAGCGUCGAGCUUCAACGACAAGCUCUGGACCAAACUCGCCCUUCAUCAACAUCUCUUCCAUCCGCACGUCCCUCCCCACAUUCAGUCCAAGCUCUUACAAGAGCAGCCCCUCGUACGGCUACUCUCCCACCGCAGGUCCAGAAUCAGGCUACUUCUCGACAUACCAAGUCCCGCCACAACCCACCAGCAGCGCAUACCCCUCGCCCUACGCACAACCAGCGCGCCCCCCAGCAGCAACAUCCGAACCUCUCCGCGAGCUCAACCGGCCUCCUCGUCUCGAAGGCCUCCAUCUGCCGCCCAUUCGGACAGGUCCCGCGCCGCUUGGUUCCCCACUCCACGUCGAAACAAGCGCUGCGGAACGCGAACGCGAGCGUGUGCGACCGCACGACUCACCGUCCAGUAGCGCCGAGCAGCGAAGGCCCGAGUCGCCUGACAUGGGCAAGCGGCGGCGGUUGAAUAUACAUGAGGUGCUCGACUAG
This is a messenger RNA of Alternaria rosae, 1734 nucleotides long. RefSeq lists its product as uncharacterized. Gene Ontology annotation, molecular function: DNA-binding transcription factor activity, RNA polymerase II-specific; zinc ion binding. Bases 1 to 1734 code for a protein of 577 amino acids. Lineage: Eukaryota; Fungi; Ascomycota; Dothideomycetes; Pleosporales; Pleosporaceae. The transcript has 2 exons. The record is from RefSeq and is a predicted model, not a curated record. Gene Ontology annotation, biological process: regulation of DNA-templated transcription.